UGAGGAUUGUCUGGUAUUGAACAUAUGGGCGCCACCGAUAAGUGAUAUAAAAAUGGUGGACAAGCCAUUAAAACCGGUGAUGGUAUGGUUUUACGGUGGUGGGUUUGUCGUUGGAUCCAUAUUUCAAUUUCCUAAUUAUAACGGCUCAGUGUUGGCCACACAUGACAUCGUGUUUGUGUCCAUUAACUACAGGUUAGGAGAGUUUGGUUUCAUGUAUUCGGGCGAUGAGUCUGCGCCCGGAAAUAUGGGUCUCUAUGACCAACAACUGGCACUUCAAUGGGUGAAGAAACAUAUUCAUAAGUUUGGUGGUGACCCUAAUAUGGUUACAAUAUUUGGUGAGAGCGCCGGUAGUUGGUCGGUGUCGGCGCAUAUAUUGUCUCCACUAUCUAAGGGUCUGUUCCGGAGGGCUAUUAUGGAGAGUGCGGCCCAACUAUCCUCCAGACACCGACCAAUUAUCACUAAAACUGAAGCCAUUUCUUAUGCAAAACAAUUGGCCAAUCAUUUCAAUUGUACGGACAAUAAGUGGGUUCAAUGCUUACGAGGAAUCGAUGCCACACUCAUCCAAGACUAUCACAUACAGACCAAUAAUACAUAUUAUAUAAACACCAUAAUAGGCACAGACAUACUGCCCUAUUCAGCACAGGUAGCCUUUGAGAAGAAAGAGUUUAAUAGAGAUAUUGAACUAAUAGCCGGAGUGACAGAACUGGAAGGGUCAGCAAUGGCCUACUUUCAGUACCCGAUAUUACAAACAGAUAAUGUGACAAAACAAGACUUCAAUGAUUUGGUGCAACAAAAUGAGCCCACAUUUCAUAAUUUAAACGUCAAGAAUAUCAGUGAGUUUUAUCUGCGAGACAUCGAUGACACGAAUUCCAGUGCCAUUCGCCACCAAUUCUUCUCGUUCUACGGCGAUGUACUCAUCACUUGUCCGACAUAUCUGUUCGCAAAACUCUUCGCCCAAAACACUGCGAAAGAAAAUAAUGUCUUCUUCUAUGAGUGGACCUAUGGAUCAUCCGAUAUGGCUAUAGACAAGAUAAUGGGUGUCACCCACGGGGCUGACCUACGCUAUACCAAAAUCAGUAUUAAAGACAUGAAUCCAUGGAAUGAAAACCUACUGAAGAUGCUUGAGUUCCUAUGCUAUAUACAUCAUCUGGAAAUUAAUAGUUAUGUUGACGUGAAUACGAGCUCUGGUAUAGUGAGGGGACAGACCAUACAAGUGCUGAAUCAGACAAUCAAUGAAUUCUUGGGAAUACCGUUCGCUGAGCCACCCGUCGGUGACCUCAGUGAGGAUUGUCUGGUAUUAAACAUAUGGUCGCCACAAGUAAGUGAUAUUAAUGUGGUAGAUAAGCCAUUGAAACCGGUGAUGGUAUGGAUUUACGGUGGUGGUUUUACCUUUGGAUCCAUAUUUCAAUUUCCUACUCAUAACGGAUCCGUUUUGGCCACACAUGACAUCGUGUUUGUGUCCAUUAACUACAGAUUAGGAGCCUUUGGUUUCCUAUAUUCGAGCGAUGAGUCUUCUCCCGGAAAUAUGGGUCUCUAUGACCAACAACUGGCACUUCAAUGGGUUAAGCAAGAUAUACAUAAGUUUGGUGGCGAUCCUAAUAUGGUAACCAUAUUUGGUGAGAGCGCCGGUAGCUGGUCGGUGUCGGUCCACAUAUUGUCUCCACUAUCUAAGGGUCUAUUCCGGAGGGCUAUUAUGGAGAGUGCGGCCCAACUUGAGGAUUGUCUGGUAUUAAACAUAUGGUCGCCACCGGUAAGUGAUAUUAAAGUGGUAGAUAAGCCAUUGAAACCGGUGAUGGUAUGGAUAUACGGUGGUGCUUUCGUAGUUGGAUCCAUAUUUCAAUUUCCUAAUUAUAACGGAUCCGUUUUGGCCACACAUGACAUCGUGUUUGUGUCCAUUAACUACAGAUUAGGAGCCUUUGGUUUCCUAUAUUCGGGCGAUGAGUCUUCGCCCGGAAAUAUGGGUCUCUAUGACCAACAACUGGCACUUCAAUGGGUAAAACAAAACAUACAUAAGUUUGGUGGCGAUCCUGAUAUGGUAACGAUCUUUGGUGAGAGCGCCGGUAGUUGGUCGGUGUCGGCGCAUAUAUUGUCUCCACUAUCUAAGGGUCUGUUCCGGAGGGCUAUUAUGGAGAGUGCGGCACAACUGUUCUCCAAAAAUAGACCAUUGAUUACCAAAACUGAAGCCAUUUCUGAUGCAAAACAAUUGGCCGAUCAUUUCAAUUGUACGGACGAUAAGUGGAUUCAAUGCUUACGAGGAAUCGAUGCCACACUCAUCCAAGACUAUCACAUACAGACCAAUAACACAUACCAUAUAAACGCCAUAAUAGGCACAGACAUACUGCCCUAUUCAGCACAGGUAGCCUUUGAGAAGAAAGAAUUUAACAGAGAUAUUGAACUAAUAGCCGGUACGACAGAACUGGAAGGUUCAGCACUGGCCGUAGGGCCCACAUUUCAUACGCUAAACGUGAGGAAUAUCACCGAAUAUUAUCUGCGAGACAUCGAUGACACGAAUUCCAGUGCCAUUCGCCACCAAUUCUUCUCGUUCUACGGCGAUGUACUCAUCACUUGUCCGACAUAUCUGUUCGCAAAACUCUUCGCCCAAAACACGGCUAAAGAAAAUAAUGUAUUCUUCUAUGAGUGGACCUAUAAAUCGUCGGACACUCCUAUUGAUCAGUUACUGGGAGUCACCCAUGGGGCUGAACUGCCCUAUAAAACCGGAUUCAUUGGAAAAAUGGCCGCAUUUGAUGGA
Oppiella nova is the source of this 2749-nucleotide messenger RNA. NCBI's taxonomy places the organism in Eukaryota, Metazoa, Arthropoda, Arachnida, Sarcoptiformes, Oppiidae. The record is from the annotation of a GenBank genome assembly.